AUGCACUCCGACCUCCGUGGCUUCUAUGGUGCACCUGUUACCUACGCUUAUUCACUCGCAGUGGGUGUCGCCAGUUCUGCUAGUUUGCUGUUGGACCGUGGUCACGUCCUGGCGCUGGACAGAGAUGCAGUGCUCAUUCGUUCUCAGUAUUGGCGCUUAUUCUCGAGCCAAAUGACGUUCCAACAUGGACUGGCAGUCUCUCUUGGUCUCUACGUUGUGUUCCAGUUUCGAGUUCUCGAGCGACAAUUGGGCUCUCGGAAAUUUGGAAGUGUCGUGGUUUUUGUGAUGCUUAUUUCAGGGGCGCUACAGCUGACAGCUCUGUCGUCGGUCUCAUCAUCACUGGUGGAAUUCAUUCCGGGAGGACCUUACCCCGUUCUCGGAGCUCUAGCUGUUUACUUUAACAGAUAUAUUCCCAAGCUGCAACCGCGAACAGUUAGUGUGUGGGGUCUGCCCUUCUCGGACAAGUCGAGCACGUACUUGCUUAUAGUCGUGUUGCUGGCGUGUGACUUCCGCGCCUUGAUUCCGUUUUUAGGUGGAUCGAUGCUAGGAAUGUUGUUUCAUUCGACGCCACUUGGACGAUUGAGACUACCAUCAUUUGUGUGCUCGAUGUUUGGUCUACUACACCCUCUGUUUGAGGUCGUCCCUGCGAGUACAUUGGCGCUCCAACGGCAUCGGCGGGCAAUCGAAGCACAGCGUCGAUUAAAUGGACGUUACAAUCGAGGCCAUCCAGCCGCACCGGUCGUUGGGGGUCAAGGUUUUCAUGACCAGUUACUGCCAGGGGCUGGUGGGAUGCUGCCUGGUGGUGGCCCUGCGGCGGCCGCUGUUGGUGGCGGCAUGUUGCCUCCUCAAAUGGCCGCAGCACCUCCGUCUGAAGAUGCGAUUCAGCAAUUGAUAGCCCUCGGAUUCGAGAGAGAGCGCGCAAUACAGGCGCUUCAGUUUACGUACAACAAUGUGGAGGCGGCCGCAAAUCGGCUGCUAAAUGGAUUGUAG
Molecule: messenger RNA, 990 nt
Organism: Peronospora farinosa
Lineage: Eukaryota; Oomycota; Peronosporomycetes; Peronosporales; Peronosporaceae
Source: the annotation of a GenBank genome assembly